GUUUUUUUUUUUAGGGAAUUCCAUUUUGGUUUUAAAAUUGUCAACUAUACAUAUCUUCACAAUACUACGACUAUGAAAAAGUCAAUUUUUAUUUUAAUAUUGUUAAAAUAUAGUCAACUUCAUUAAAGAAAAAAAAUGUAGGAGUGUAAUGUAUUUACACAUUAUAUAGACAUGCGACCAUUUUCCAAUUCCAAUAGUUUUUCAAGUGAUCCAUAACGUUUAGUCAUAAUUUCCAAAUAUAUUAAUUUGGUGUCCUUUUCUUUUUGCAAGCUUAAGUUCUAAGGAAAAUCCAUUUUUACAUACUAUAUUGUUUUUCAAUUUUAUUUGUUUUUAGAUCUUUAACAAAAAUCAGUUUUUCCGUUGAUCAUUAAAAUCUGAGGGGCGCGAGACUAAGAAACUGAAGUGCCGAAGACCAUCGGAAAAAAUCUAUCGCGGAAAAUUCCGGCCGAUGAGCGGGAGCAGCGGCAGCUCCGGCGGCGUAGCACCGGCGGAGAGGGAGAAGAAGAAGGAGAAGGCGCGGGUGAGCAGGACGUCUCUGAUUCUGUGGCACGCACAUCAAAACGACCUCGCGGCCGUGAGAAGGCUUUUGGAGGAGGAUCCCUCGCUGGUGAACGCCAGAGACUACGAUAAUCGGACUCCUCUCCACGUCGCGGCGAUCCACGGCUGGGUCGACGUUGCCAAGUGUCUUCUCGAGUACGAAGCUGACGUUAACGCGCAGGAUCGAUGGAGGAACACGCCUUUAGCUGAUGCUGAAGGAGCAAAAAGAUCUCGGAUCAUUGUAUUACUAAAGUCGUAUGGAGGGCUGUCUUAUGGCCAGAGUGGAAGCCAUUUUGAGCCAAGGCCUGUUGCACCCCCUCUACCUAAUAAGUGCGACUGGGAAAUCGAGCCUUCUGAGCUAGACUUCGCAAGCUCGACUCUGAUAGGGAAGGGCUCUUUCGGGGAGAUACUAAAAGCGGGUUGGCGAGGAACACCUGUCGCUGUCAAACGCAUCCUGCCCAACCUUUCAGAUGAUAAAUUGGUGAUCCAGGACUUCAGGCAUGAGGUCAAUUUGCUUGUGAAGCUUCGUCAUCCAAAUAUUGUCCAGUUUUUAGGAGCUGUUACUGAAAGGAAGCCCUUAAUGUUGGUUACAGAAUACUUGAGAGGGGGUGAUCUGCAUCAGCAUCUAAAGGGAAAAGGGUCCCUCAGUCCAUCAACUGCGGUCAAUUUUGCACUAGAUAUUGCCAGAGGCAUGGCUUAUCUCCACAGUGAGCCAAAUGUUAUAAUACACAGAGAUUUGAAGCCAAGGAACGUUCUUCUUGUCAACUCAAGUGCCGACCAUCUAAAAGUAGGAGAUUUUGGGUUAAGCAAGCUCAUAAAGGUGCAACAUUCUCACGAUGUGUACAAAUUGACUGGCGAGACUGGAAGCUAUCGUUAUAUGGCGCCCGAAGUUUUCAAGCACCGGAAGUAUGAUAAGAAAGUUGACGUGUACUCUUUCGCAAUGAUACUAUAUGAGAUGCUUGAAGGUGAGCCACCAAUGUCGGCUUAUGAACCAUAUGAAGCUGCCAGAUAUGUGUCUGAAGGACACAGACCAAUGUUUAGGGCAAAAGGCUACACACCUGAAUUGAGAGAGCUAACGGAGCAGUGCUGGGCACCAGACAUGAAUCAGAGACCUCCCUUCUUGGAGAUUUUGAAGAGACUUGAAAAGAUUAAGGAAGCGCUGCCAUCUGAUCAUCACUGGCACCUCUUUUCAUCUUAGCUGAGCUGCUCAUUUGUAUGUACGCAAACUAAUUUCUCUGUUUCAAUUUGCAGCAGAACGUGUGGGUUUGUGAAUAGAUUACAGCAAAGGUUAGCUACACUUGUUCAGCUGUAUGAAGUUUAUUUUUGACAUUGGGGAAUCUUCAUCUCGCAAAUGCUUAUGUUGUCAGGUUCCCCAACUUCUUACACCCAUUAGUAACUCCAAUAGUCAUGUUGUUUAUCUUUCUUAAUUUAUUUGAUUUUUACACCGGUUGUGGCUGAUAUAUUCAACAGUUUGAUGGAGUGAAUUUUGAAAUUUAUUCAAAUUGUAAAGCUCAUAUUCUGGUUUC
Messenger RNA from Salvia miltiorrhiza (redroot sage), 2063 nucleotides. Its product is annotated as serine/threonine-protein kinase VIK-like. Lineage: Eukaryota; Viridiplantae; Streptophyta; Magnoliopsida; Lamiales; Lamiaceae. Gene Ontology annotation, molecular function: protein binding; protein kinase activity; ATP binding. The coding region runs from base 449 to 1735 and encodes 428 amino acids. The record is from RefSeq and is a predicted model, not a curated record. Gene Ontology annotation, biological process: protein phosphorylation. The transcript is spliced from 11 exons.